Messenger RNA from Diplodia corticola, 1116 nucleotides. Its product is annotated as prephenate dehydratase. Gene Ontology annotation, molecular function: chorismate mutase activity; prephenate dehydratase activity. Lineage: Eukaryota; Fungi; Ascomycota; Dothideomycetes; Botryosphaeriales; Botryosphaeriaceae. Gene Ontology annotation, cellular component: cytoplasm. The transcript is spliced from 2 exons. Gene Ontology annotation, biological process: L-phenylalanine biosynthetic process. The coding region runs from base 1 to 1116 and encodes 371 amino acids. The record is from RefSeq and is a predicted model, not a curated record.
AUGGUCAAGCAAGAGACGGUCGCAUUCCUUGGCCCAAGUGCCUCUUACACGCACCAGGCCGCGCUCGACUCCUUUGACGAGUCCGAAUACACCUUCCAGCCCGUCGUCAACAUCGAAGACGUCUUCUCCACGGUGCAAGCCGGCACCGCGCACUACGGCGUCGUGCCCGUCGAAAACUCGUCCAACGGCGCCGUCAUCUUCACGCUCGACCUCUUCGCCGACCUGAAGGACCGCUACCCGGACAUCCUCAUCUGCGGCGAAGCCUACGUCCGCAUCGAGCACUGCCUCCUCGGCUUCGCGCCCCCGCCCAAACCCACCACCCACUUCGUCAUCGACGAGACGACGACGACCACCACCACCACCGGCGACCACCACCCCAACCCCCACCACCACUCCUCCCCAGCCUCCACCUCCGGCGUCGCGACGCCCACGCCCGACGCGCCCGCGCCGACCAAGCCCCGCGCGCGCCCGCUCGCCGACCUCGGCGCCGUCACGAAGCUGUACUCGCACCCCCAGGCGUGGGGCCAGUGCAAGAACUUCCUCAACGCGCACCUGCGCGGCGUCGAGCGCCAGGACUGCUCGUCGACGUCGCGCGCCGCCGAGGAAGCCGCGCGGGACCGCUCCGGCGCCAGCGCCGCCGUGUCGAGCGCGACGGCGGCGCGGCUGCACGGGCUGGACGUGCUGGCGAGGGGGAUCAACGACCGCGACGACAAUACGACGAGGUUUUUUGUGUUGAGGAGGAGGGUGGGGAGCGAGGGGGAGGGGAAGGAGGAGGAGUUUAGGCCGAGGGGGUGGGGGGAGCAGGGGGAAGGUGAUGGUGAUGGUGAUGCCGAUAUGGAGGCGUGGAAGAGUUUGGUUGGGUUUACUGUUGAUCAUAAUGACCCGGGUGCGCUGGCGGACUCGCUCGCUGUGUUCAAGCCGUAUAAGCUUAACCUGACGAGCAUUAAUACGCGGCCCAGCGGCGCGGAGAAGUGGAACUAUAUCUUUUUCGUCGAGUUCCGUGGCAGGCGGCUGGCGGGCCGCGAGGGCGCGGUCAACGCGGCGCUGAGGGACUUGGGGGCUGUGGCGAGGAAUUGGCGGUGGUUGGGCAGCUGGGAGAGCAAGUUGGCUACGUGA